UGUACUGUUCAGAUGUCCUGAUAGCGAGCAAAGUGGUUGCUAGAUGUUAUAGAUCUGCUGUCAAGACCCGCCCUUUCAGUAGUCAUUUGUUUCUUGCGAAAUUGAUCCCCAUUUUUAUACAUGGCGCAAACCUUUAGGACAAGUAUUAUUAACAGUUUUGAUAGAGUGUGCUUGUAACCAUAGCCAUCGCUGGCUAAUUUAAAGGAAACAUAUAGCUUCUACACUUAGCUGGCUAACUACUAGCUAGCUUGCUAGCAUUAUUUUCUAUGGACAAAUAGCUGCUAAUGGAUCCGUUGGUUCUUCCUCUUUUGGACCAUUUAACUGAAGGCUGAGUUAAGAAACUGUAAGAUGAGCACCUGAGUCUAAACCAACACAUUCCAAUCAUGGAGCUCUACUGGUACAUAGUUGUUAUAGUUUUCAUUAUCAUCAAGAUCUUCUUCUACAUCUGCUGGUAUCGUACAAGGCAGAGGCAACUGGCAGCCUACCUGAGCAACCCCCGCAAUGCACAGAUUGUGAUUGUGGGAGGCCGGGCUUACCUCCACCAGAUGUGUGAGAGGCAAAAUACAUCGAUCUGGCCCAGCUGGUAUGGCGUGCAGGACGAAGGCUCGGUGGGCGAGCCCUCGGCCUCGCUGCCUCCCGACUCCUCUCUCUCACAGCUGGACAUGCCGCCGCCGUAUGAGGCCGUCUCAGGAGCCAAUGACCUGAAGCCACCUCCGUACAGCGAGUAUGCCCAGUCGCUAGCGCUGGCCGGAGACCCACCCAUCGCCGUCCCAGACAGCACGGACACCAGCAGCUUCUCUGAAGCCCCGCCCCCAUACACACCAGCCAACCGCCAGCCAGACGGCGGCAACCACAGCCAAUUGCAGCCAGAGGAGAGACUGUGCUAGGCAGUGCAUCUUCCUGAAUCCAUAUCAUCUCUUGCACAUAAUGCCAACGAGGGUAAAACUGCACUUCCAGUCGGUUCGGUCUCCUCUCUCACACUCUCUCCCCUCCUUCUGUUGAUCCAUUUUCAGAAAAUGUUUCUUUUUUUCUUUUAAACGCGGUGUUACAAAUAAUUUACUCAAAAAAGAAAACAAUUUAGACGUUGAUCUUUCAGAGUGUGUAGUCCAAGAUUUGCUCUUUGCUUGACCUACGGGACGUUUAGAAGUUUUGACUGCUCAACUCCUUGACUCUGGGGAAUAAAUGUCUUGUCCAGACAGUGACCCUGGUUUUGCCAGCCUUGAGACAGACCUGCUGUUCUCAUUCUCUGAAGUGUAAAUGGUGCUCUGAUCUCAACCAAGCCUGAUGGUUGUCUUUCCACUGAGUAACCAUGAAGUCCAAUCUUCUAAUUCUUCUACAAUUUUACCAGUAUCCACAGUCAUGUAAACCUUCUUCCUAGACACUUGUUUCAUUUACUUAUACCAGCUUUCAUCAGUGUAAAACUCAGAAAUACCAUGUGAUUUGUGCAGUGAUACCUUGUUUUAUUUUUGCUAACACAAUCUUGUUGCAGUUUGUAAGUGUCUAAAAGUUGAUUUUCAGACAAAUGUAUAUGUGUUACAGUUAUAUCUGUCUCUCAGUAAGCUUUCCUGAAAAGCAGUCCUUAGGUGAUCUGUAGGCCUGAAAGUGCUCUGGCUUCUGAAGAACUGCAUCUUUGCUCCCUUGAAUAUUUUCUCAAGACGACAACCAGAGCGGGAAGAUUCACCGGUGACGUCAAUGCAGCGUUCAGUGAUUUAAACAUUAAGCAUUUAGAGCACUCACCCCCUGCCCUCUGUCUUUCUCUCUCUGCCUGACAUGUGUAGAUCCAUUAGAUAAAGUGGAACAGGACUGGGAUAUUCAGGUUUAACUUUUGUCCGUCCACUAUUGUGCUAUUACAACACCACCACAGCACCUACCCCAGUCUAAAGCACAACUGGAUCAGUGCAGAAAGGCCUGUUUGUUUGUGCUUUGGUUAGAAUUCAGGUUAUAGACCCGUGUAAAAAAAAGGGUGGUGGUGAAGAUUAAUGGGGUGUGGUGGGUUGACUUGAACUGAGCAGCUCAUACCAAGGCAAGGCAGUCAUUAAUGAAGGGUUUAAACAGUCAUAUCAAAUCAGUCAGUCAUAACAAUUUUUAACUAAAGUCUUCAUAGGGUAUAGCCUUUUAAUGCCUUUACACAUAUAUGCAGUCAUACACAUUGAGAUGGUGGGGCAUGAGACAGAAGUUUUGUCUGUCUGACUUUGUGUUACAUAUGUCUUGAGGGGAAAAGAAGUUUGUUUUACUUGUAAUAUGUUUUCUUGUCUGUUUGAUUGCAUCUUUGUAGAUACUGUAUGUGGUUGUUUUGUUUUGUUGUUGAGUCGGCAUCAUCAUUAAAAAUCAGAGGUUUCACUUUCAGAUUAUGGUUGACCUGCUUAAACUUAACAAAGUGAGACUAUGCCAUAUAAAUACUCUCUUCACUACUGUAUAACCUUUUUGUAUAUACUAUUUUUAUAUUUGUGAAAUGCCUUUAAAUCCUUUGUCAGUGUGAAAUAUGAUGCUUCUAUCAUUGUGAAAUAUAAUCACCACUCUGGUUACCAACAAGGUUGUGAGAUGGAAAAACUAAUUCAGUCAGACCAUUUUGACAGUGAAAUUUUUUUCUGAUGAACGUGCCAUAAAUAAGUUGGUAUCCACAUAUUACUUUUUCAGCUUUCUUGUUUUUCAAUUGAAUAAUUAUUUGUAUGAAAUGUUUUGUUCAGAGGUAUAUUUUGGAAAAUGCAACAAUUGAGCAGGGACUUAUACAACGUCAACAUUUAAAUGCUGUUUGUGUUGCAGAUAUAUUUCAUUUUGAGAAUAAAUUCACUGUUGGUAUAGCA
Alosa sapidissima (American shad) is the source of this 2804-nucleotide messenger RNA. RefSeq lists its product as uncharacterized. NCBI's taxonomy places the organism in Eukaryota, Metazoa, Chordata, Actinopteri, Clupeiformes, Clupeidae. The coding region runs from base 384 to 887 and encodes 167 amino acids. The transcript has 5 exons. The record is from RefSeq and is a predicted model, not a curated record.